AUGAGUUAUCACUCGCGAAGAAUAUUGACGCCAGGGGCAUCACGGAAGCGGAAAGAGAGGGAGGCGCUAUUUCCUUCGUCGUCAAUUAAACCGUUAGUUCCACCAACGGCCGUCAGUCGCGCCGUUAGUUUUGAGAUCCCCGCAACGACGUCGUCCAAAUGUCCCGAGCCGGAUUAUCAGCCCCUCUCUUCCAAUCGGCUCGUAGCCGGCUAUAUGGCUCACGAGUUCCUGACCAGGGGCACGCUGUUUGGGCACAAGUUCGAUCCCGCACGAGCCGAAGCCGCGCCAGUGGGCCCUGCUGCGGAGCAUAGGAGAAACAAUAGGCAGAGCCAGGCGCAGCCGAGCGUUGGAGCCGAGCCGGGUGGGAAGCCGAAGCCGCAGAGCUAUGGUGAGGUGGCAAACUUACUGAAGAGUGACGGUGCACACAUACCUGGAAUAGUCAACCCCACACAAUUAGCACGGUGGAUUCAGAUGUAG
Messenger RNA from Striga asiatica, 477 nucleotides. NCBI's taxonomy places the organism in Eukaryota, Viridiplantae, Streptophyta, Magnoliopsida, Lamiales, Orobanchaceae. The record is from the annotation of a GenBank genome assembly.